UCACUCCGAGUUUCUCUUAGCAGAGAGAGAGAGAGAGAGAGAGAGGGAGGUUGGAGGGAGAGCGCUUUAAUUUUCGCGCGGCGGAUGGGCUUCGGCCUCGCGCUGGUCCCUACGAGAUGGGCUUCCUCUCCGGUCCGAACCCCCCGACCGGCCGGUUCGGUUUCUUCCGGUUCACAAGACCACCUCCUCCGCUUGACUCCUCUGCAAUAUCGUUUUAUGUUAAUACUACCGGAGGAAAGGGCGAACCUCCGCAGAGCAACUUUUAAAGCAUCUGCGUAUUACUCUACGGCACUUCAAGGCGUCGAUAAUGUAUCUGAUGAUGUGAAAGCAAUGAAGGAGAACAUGGACAGGAACUGCCGGGGUGAAUCUCGUGAUGUAUACGAAACUGUCAAUGUGAUGAAUGAGAAUGUGACUGCUGCUGCUGCUGCAAAAUUGGGAGCAAAAAGCUACUUGCAAUUUAAUUUGUUGAUGGAAAAUCUUCAUGACAUAGAAGAUAUUUUGUCUGGUACUGACAUGAUAAUGCUGGAAAGGGAUAUUCUCGUACAUAUAAAGCAGCUCGGAGCUCUGAAAUUGUUUCGUGCAUGUCUCUCCAGGAAUUUCGGUGUAGCGACUACACUGGAAUCAAAUUUCGUAGAGACUUCAUUUGAUGAGCAAAACGAUAGAGUAAUCGUUCGCACUGCGAAAGCUCGAGAGAGGAAGCUCAGAAGAAAAGGAGCGUCAGAAAGGGUUAAAGAAGAAACUACUGCUUCGAUGCCAUCUAGUGUGACCUAUCCAGGGUCGAGAAGUAAAAGAGCUUCAAUUGCACAAAAUGAAUCAAAAAUGUCAGAGGGAGUUAAGGAAGUUGCGAGACUUGAAAGAGCCCGCCAAAAACUAGAAGAGCAAAGUGGGCAACCAGCUAGUUACGCCAGAUGGGCAGAAGCAGUUGGAAUUGAUCAAAAAACACUAAAGCAGCGUUUGCAGUUUGGUUGGUUUUGUAGGGAUAAACUUAUAAAAAGUACCCGUUCGUUAGUGAUGUACCUUGCUAAGAAUUACAGAGGAAUGGGGAUUGCGUUUGAAGAUCUUAUACAGGCUGGGAAUGUGGGUGUUCUCAAUGGAGCUGAGAGAUUCGACAGCAUGAAGGGUUACAAAUUCUCAACUUAUGUUCGGUACUGGAUUAAAAAAUCAAUAUUAGCGUUGAUAGCACGGCACAAAAGAGGAAUUCAGAUACCUGUGAGAAUGGAGAAUAUGAUUCAGAGAAUACAGAAAGCUAGGAGAGCCUUCCAUAACAAGAGAGGGAGGUACCCACAAGAUGAGGAAACAGCUAAAUUGACCGGUUUAUCAUUAGCUAAUGUAAGAUUAGCUAGGAAGUGCUCUCUUGCUGUUGGUUCAAUUGAUCAAGAGAUUGGUAAUGGAUGGUGCACAAAGUUCGCGGAAGUAACCCCAGAUCAAUCGAUAAAAUCUCCUUACGAGAUCAUCAUUAGGCAACAGAUGAGAGAAAGCCUUUUUCAGCUCCUAGAGAAGCUGCAUCCAAGAGAGAGGGAGGUACUAUUGUUAAGAUAUGGCCUGGUAGAUGGAAUAUGCAAGUGGCUGGACCGCCAUAAUUUGUCUUUAACUCUCAUAAAAGGGUACAGCAUAAACGGAGCUCGAUUUGCACGGACCGAGUCCCAUCGAGCUGAGUGUUGGCCGUGCCUGCGGUCGGAUAUCGAGGGAAUAGGGGACAAAUGCAAUGCAGGCUUGUGA
Ananas comosus (pineapple) is the source of this 1719-nucleotide messenger RNA. Its product is annotated as RNA polymerase sigma factor sigC. Lineage: Eukaryota; Viridiplantae; Streptophyta; Magnoliopsida; Poales; Bromeliaceae. The transcript is spliced from 9 exons. The coding region runs from base 85 to 1719 and encodes 544 amino acids. Gene Ontology annotation, biological process: DNA-templated transcription initiation; regulation of DNA-templated transcription. The record is from RefSeq and is a predicted model, not a curated record. Gene Ontology annotation, molecular function: DNA-binding transcription factor activity.